This is a messenger RNA of Chenopodium quinoa (quinoa), 1018 nucleotides long. Its product is annotated as expansin-like A1. NCBI's taxonomy places the organism in Eukaryota, Viridiplantae, Streptophyta, Magnoliopsida, Caryophyllales, Amaranthaceae. Bases 38 to 826 code for a protein of 262 amino acids. The transcript is spliced from 5 exons. The record is from RefSeq and is a predicted model, not a curated record. Gene Ontology annotation, cellular component: plant-type cell wall; plasmodesma; extracellular region.
UUAGCAUCCCAAAUUCAAUAUCUCAAAAUAAAUCUGUAUGAAAAUGGGUAUUUUACUCUGUUUCAUCUUCCUCUUCUUCUCAUCUGCUUCUGCUGCCUGUAAUCAAUGUGCCUUAUCCAAAGCUUCUUUCUUUUCUAGCAAUAAUGGUCUUUCAGCUGGAGCAUGUGGGUAUGGUUCCAUAGCUUUGGACUACUAUGGUGGACAUGUUGCUGCUGCUCUUCCUUCUAUUUACUCCAAUGGUGAAAAAUGUGGUGCUUGCUUUCAGAUGAGAUGCAAGAACAGUGCUAUUUGCACUACCAAAGGUACAACAAUAGUUGUGACUGAUGUUCACACUGAUAAGAGCAACACAACUGAUUUUGUGCUAAGUAAUAGAGCUUUUAGGGCUAUGGCCUUGCCCGGUAAGGACACACAACUCUUACGUGUUGGGAUCGCAGAUGUCGAAUAUAAAAGGGUACCCUGUGUUUACAAAGGUAAAAACUUAGCCAUCCAAGUGGAAAAAUUCAGCAAAUUUCCCAACUUUUUGGCUGUCAAAGUCCUCUACCAAGGUGGUCAAACCUCUAUCUUAGGUGGUGAUGUAGCCUCGGUUGAUCACCCAAGUAAUUGGGUAUCACUGAGCCGAAAUUAUGGGGCAGUCUUUGACACAAAUAACGCUCCAAGCGGGAAGCUGAUGCUUAGAUUUAUCAUCAACUCCGGUUUCGAUGCACAAUUUGUCUAUGUUAAUGAAGCCUUGCCGGCAAACUGGAAGCCUGGUGUCAUAUACAAUACUAGUGUGCAAAUUAAUAAUGUUGCCUUAACUGGUUGCGCUCCUUGUACAACCUGGAAAUAAAAUUGUGCACACUCCUUUGAGUAGUGUUAGUGUGUCUGGAUGAUUAAUUCGUGUGUUUUACCAUAGUUCAUAAUUGUAGCAAAAAAGCCCAAGGCGCAAGCUAAGCUAGCUAGGCUGGUUCGGCUUCAUGUAAUAGCUUGGUUAUCUGAUUUUGUAUGUCUUUCAAUGUAUCAUGAAAAUCAUUUUACUCUA